AUGCAAGAGGUCGCUCUGCCCCUGCUGGUGCUCCUGGUGGGCCUUCCUGCCUUGAACGCCAACGAUCCUGAAGAUAAAAACAGUCCUUUCUACUACGACUGGCACAGCCUCCGGGUCGGCGGGCUCAUCUGCGCAGGGGUCCUGUGCGCCGUGGGCAUUAUCGUCCUCCUGAGUGGGAAAUGCAAAUGCAGGUUCAACCAGAAGCACAGCCACCGUCCAGGGGAAGCCCCGCCACUCAUCACUCCAGGCUCUGCUCAUAACUGUUGAGAACCGAACAAGGGGCAGAGCACAUAGCUCCUCCCUCUCCCCAAGCCCCAAGCUCGUGAGAAGCCCUGACCCCAGCACAGCCUCUCCC
Molecule: messenger RNA, 355 nt
Organism: Sorex fumeus (smoky shrew)
Lineage: Eukaryota; Metazoa; Chordata; Mammalia; Eulipotyphla; Soricidae
Gene: FXYD3
Product: FXYD domain containing ion transport regulator 3
Exons: 7
Coding region: 1-267 (88 amino acids)
Biological process (GO): regulation of sodium ion transmembrane transporter activity
Cellular component (GO): membrane
Molecular function (GO): sodium channel regulator activity
Source: RefSeq, a predicted model, not a curated record